AUGCCCACACGUGCGCUACCCGAUAUCCUUAUUUACGACACUGUCAGCGUCACAAGAGUUCAAAGCAGUAUUCGUUCCUGGGCAUUAGGUCAUACGCCCCUCAUGUUUGAUCGCGUUAUUUUCUUCGGAGGAUUCGUCGGCGCCAAGCAAUUUUUCAGCGUCAUAUUCCUGUAUCUUGCUUCUUCAUCCCUAGGCCACCUCUAUUAUUCAAUACCUCCAACGGCAGCUAGACGCGUCCCUGUGCCUUCACCGGAGCACCGCAAAAACCUCGCACAUUUGCGGAAGGAACGGGGAUACACCGUACCGUUUGCAACCAGUAUCGUCAGAUACAAGCUUCUCGACUACUAUUCUGGCAAUAUACCCUACUAUGUGUCAGCAGCAAGAUACAACCUUUUCCUUUCGCUGUUGUUCAUACCACCCCCCGCGCAACCGAUAAUCCAGCGGACCGUCUUGAGUAUGACCUCUAGCCCUUCUCUGCGUCCUCUUGGCGGAUCCGAGUGCGAUUCCGAAAGAGACAGCAACCGCCUGGUUUCCCUUCUUUCGACUCGAUCUUUACCCGCAUAUACACCGACUAUGAAGCCCCAAGUCAUCGCUACCACUCUCGCUCUGUUUUCGGCUCAAGCAGCCGCACAUACCAUCUUCCAGGAACUGUAUGUCAAUGGGGUUUCUGCUGGACAUUUGAAGGGUAUUCGUCACCCGACUUUCAACGGCCCGAUCACCGAUGUGACUAGCAACGAUGUGAUUUGCAAUGGCGGUGUCAACCCACUUGUCACCCCUUUUGACAAGACUAUCAUUAAUGUUCCUGCCGGAGCAACUAUUACCCAUGAGUGGCACCACAGCCUCAAAGGAUCCGAGCCCUCUAAUCCCGAUGAUCCUAUUGGUGCUAGCCAUUUGGGUCCUGUUAUGGUCUACUUGGCCAAAGUUCCCGACGCUACACAAGAGUCCGUUACUGGUCUUAAAUGGUUCAAGAUUGCCGAGGACGGUUUGGAUGCAAACGGAGUGUGGGGUGUGAAUCGACUUAUCAAUAACGGAGGCAAGGCCAGUGCCGUUAUCCCUAAAUGUAUACCCUCUGGAAACUACUUCCUUCGUGCGGAAAUCGUUGCUCUUCAUGGCGCUUCCACUUACCCUGGCGCUCAAUUCUACAUGGGCUGUGCUCAAAUCAACGUUACUGGAGGGGGAAAUGCAUCACCUGCUACUGUAUCCUUCCCUGGCACCUACUCUGGUACCGACCCAGGUAUCACCGUCAAUAUCUACUAUCCUCCACUGACCAAUUACGUUAUCCCUGGGCCUCGCCCCUUCACCUGUGAUGCGGGCUCCUCACCAACGACUCCAGCUACCCCGAACCCUUCUACGACAUCCCGACCAACUUCAACGACCGCAGCCCCUACUACUUCCGCCCCUCCCACCAGUGGUACUGUCCCGAAGUAUGGUCAGUGCGGCGGAAUUGGCUGGACGGGUGCCACACAGUGCGUUGCUGGGUCCACGUGCAAGGUGAUCAACGAAUAUUAUUACCAAUGCACGUAG
Molecule: messenger RNA, 1524 nt
Organism: Rhizoctonia solani
Lineage: Eukaryota; Fungi; Basidiomycota; Agaricomycetes; Cantharellales; Ceratobasidiaceae
Product: glycoside hydrolase family 61 protein
Exons: 11
Coding region: 1-1524 (507 amino acids)
Biological process (GO): carbohydrate metabolic process
Cellular component (GO): extracellular region
Molecular function (GO): cellulose binding
Source: RefSeq, a predicted model, not a curated record